AUGGUUGUACGGUCCUUGACCAAAGAGCAGGUGGAUUCCUUUAUGAAAUCCUACAUCAUAUACGACCUAGACUGGGAGAAUGAGCGGGAGAUGAUCAAUGUGCUCGGGCCUGAGUAUCAAAAGAAAGUGGGAGCAUGCCUCUCUGACUACUAUAGCGUUCUCAAUCAUCUCUGCGCCAUCGGCGAGCUGGAAAAGAUGUACAUUCCGCCGAUCAUGGAUCCUACACAAGGGAUUAGUCAGAACCAAAUCCUCUACGAGAAAAGCAUUGCUGUCGAAUUGCAGUUUCCACCCAAUGCCCGCCUGCUCGAUCUGGGCUGUGGGCGCGGACGCGUUGCAGCUCAUAUCGCAGGUAGCACUGGCGCCAAAGUGACCGGGAUCAAUAUCGAUGCCGAUCAGCUCGCCAGCGCAAAGCUAUACAACGAAGAGCAGAAUUUAUCGAAUACCUUCGUCCGGCACGACUUCAACGAGCUCCCACUCCCAUUAGCAGAUAAUCAAUUUGACGGCUUCUACCAGAUUCAAGCCUUCAGCCUCGCUCGUGAUCCCACCUCGUUACUCCGCGAGAUCAACCGCGUGCUGAAACCGGGCGCCCGCCUCUCGAUGCUCGACUGGGUCCGCCUGCCAGCCUUUGAUACCACCAAUGAGCACCACCAGCAGCUCAUGCGCAACAUCAAACCUCUCAUCGGCGCCGUCGGUACCCCGACACCCGCCAGCAUGCAGAAAGCCCUCGAGGCCGCCGGUUUCCGCAUCGUUUCCAUGGGCAAUGCCAGCCAGGACGGACUACAAGCGCCGUUGAUCGAGCGCGCCGAGGCGUACUUUGAGACGGCCAAAUGGUUGCUCAACCGGUUGGUCGCGCUGCGUGUGCUCCCCAGGCAUUUCAAAAUCCUCUUCGAGCGGCUCACCAAGGACGGUCGAUCAUUCAUCGAGGCCGAUCGUGCUCGCUUGAUCACGACGAGUUACCAUUGGGUGGCCGAGAAGCCACGGCCGGGAGAACGCGGUGUAGUUCGUGCGAUGAGGAACGAAGAGGGAAAGGAAGAAGAGCAACGUGGUUUGUCAGCGGCGUCGGCUACGACUUCGGCGGAAUCGUCGUCUCCAAAUUCGUCAUCAUCGCCGCCAGAGGAUGAUGUUUAA
Dissoconium aciculare CBS 342.82 is the source of this 1128-nucleotide messenger RNA. Its product is annotated as S-adenosyl-L-methionine-dependent methyltransferase. Gene Ontology annotation, cellular component: endoplasmic reticulum. Gene Ontology annotation, molecular function: sterol 24-C-methyltransferase activity. NCBI's taxonomy places the organism in Eukaryota, Fungi, Ascomycota, Dothideomycetes, Mycosphaerellales, Dissoconiaceae. Gene Ontology annotation, biological process: ergosterol biosynthetic process. Bases 1 to 1128 code for a protein of 375 amino acids. The record is from RefSeq and is a predicted model, not a curated record. The transcript has a single exon.